CUUUGAGAAGAGAGCAGAUGAGCAUGCCAGCCGAGGCGAAGCGCUACGCACUGGAUGUCAAUACUGAGGAAGAUGUGGCCUUCAAGAGCCGCACCAACACACUUCUGAUGACCCAGCCUCAGGAAGAGCCCAACGCCAGUAGGCUCAGCUGGGGUGCUUGCACGCGCCCAGUUCUCGAUGAAAACAAAUUGGAGUACCCGAGUGUUGACCCACCGGAAUCGCCGGCACCCUUACCCUAUACGGCUCGGGCAUCCCCUCGGGGAUCCUCUCCGGCUGGUGCGCAGCGGUGUGUCGAAGACGCAGUUGGGGCGAUUGGGCGCGGCAGUGAAGAAACGAGCAGUCCGAAAAUGACAGCGAGUCCGUUCCGUAACGCCCGGCCGAAGAGGUCUUCUGAGGAACUUUUACUUCUGUCGGACUCUGACGAUUCGGCUGCAUCGCCGCCACGGAAGAAACGGACAUCGUGGAACAGGCAGCCUAGAGUGUGUCGCACGCCCGUUGCUACGGCUGGCACGCAAACUGAUGAGUCUUUGACGGAACGAUAUCCCCCCGGCCGUGGACAAGAUCGGUUUGAUUCAGUGGCGAGGACGCCAGGCCGACACGACUUCGCGUCACUGACGAGACACUCGUGUGACUGCUUAGCAAGGAGUCGGAGUUUGCUGCCGGGUAUCACAUCGCCCUCUUACGCUGAUCGAGCACUUGAGCUCAAGCGCAAAGAGGCGCAACUUGAGCAGUUCUUGCAACAGUCAGCAAGGAGAAGAGCGAGGCUGAUGGUCUCAAUUCGUAAACGGAAAAGGGAAGAGGAAUCAAUCGCAUACGACGACGAUGGGGUUAUCGCACCUAUAAGAGGUUUGGAGUUGCCGAGUGGCUCAGCUGAAGGCAAGUGGGCUGAGGGGAGACCUGCCCAGGAAGGAUAUUGCACUAGAGCACGAGAGCAAGCUCAGAGGAGUUCCAUCUCGUUGACGCACAAAGCGAGUAAAUGGCAUGAUGAAUUAUAUUACGUACCGGCAAUGGAGGAGGUGGCUGAAGAUAGUCCUCCGCCGGCGUCUCCGACAGCUCGGGCAUCACACGGUAUUUUCGUGUCGGAAGGCAAGGCCAAGACCAGGCCGAAACGUCGUUCCAGCUGGCAUGGAGAUCCUGAUCGCACGGUUUUUGGUGACGUAACGCCGCUGCCUUUGCAUGGGAGUUAUCAUAGGGUGGUGGUCCCGAAGGCGAAUAAAUUAUUGGGUGAGAGUAGGACGCGCGCGCCCAUAGACGAUGAGCAGUGGAAGGCUUUGGCUGCCAAGUUGCGAGAGAAGUCGGAGAACUAUGCAAUCGUCACUGAGGAUUCUCCUCAGGGCUAAUUAACGAGCGGUCAGUUACAGAGACAGUUCUCUGGGAACCGAGGUUCGACCGGAGUGGGUGUUGUUCCCAAUGUGCAUGACUUGGUUGACUAAUGCUUAGUGUAGGGCUGUCACUAC
Messenger RNA from Perkinsus marinus ATCC 50983, 1457 nucleotides. RefSeq lists its product as hypothetical. Bases 18 to 1340 code for a protein of 440 amino acids. Lineage: Eukaryota; Perkinsozoa; Perkinsida; Perkinsidae. The transcript is spliced from 17 exons. The record is from RefSeq and is a predicted model, not a curated record.